Messenger RNA from Manis javanica (Malayan pangolin), 4829 nucleotides. RefSeq names its product potassium inwardly rectifying channel subfamily J member 11 (gene KCNJ11). NCBI's taxonomy places the organism in Eukaryota, Metazoa, Chordata, Mammalia, Pholidota, Manidae. Gene Ontology annotation, biological process: regulation of monoatomic ion transmembrane transport; potassium ion import across plasma membrane. The record is from RefSeq and is a predicted model, not a curated record. Gene Ontology annotation, cellular component: plasma membrane. Gene Ontology annotation, molecular function: ATP-activated inward rectifier potassium channel activity.
CCACACUGUGAGGCAGAGCCUGGCCUUUCUGGCUCUGAGAUGCCUCUGGGGGCUCAACAGCUCCCUCCACUGUGGGGUCUCCCAGGAGCAAAGUCUGGGGAGAGGGAAGAGGAUUCCCACCACCCCUAUGCCCACCACACCCCAAAGGAUUGAACAGAAGUAGCAGGGGCAGGGCAGGGUCCACACUGAAGUCUUGCAAGGAUGCCCAAGGCCACUGUGGCCCAAAACCCUCUGUAACAUCCCUGAUUGUAUGCCAGCUUUGACCUGGGUACCCCACAGAUGUCAUCGCUGGUUGUUAGCACUGACUUUUCAACAUGUGAAAUCAAAGCCUGCCUCUGUUUCACUCAAUAUCUGUACUGGUUCUAUACUUUGGGUCACACAAAACUUUAAUCCAUCCUCCUUGGACUCCACAGGUUUCUGCAAUAGUGCCCAAACUCCCUGGGGAGCCCUCCAAGGUUCCUUUUCUGGGGGUUGAAUAACUGGAGCUGCCUCAGAGAUUUUCUGUAUAACCCUGUCUCCUUGAGCUCCCCAUUCUACUCAUCCUGUUUUCCCCUCCCCACCCUAGGUACUGCAGCUCUGUUAAUAGAGCCCCAGAUCACACUUAACCUGAGUAGCAGUGUUCACUCUGCCUGCAGGUAGGUAUAGGAGAGAAGGGAAAACUCAAUAUGAAAGCUACAUUCUGCCCUACUGUGGCCCACACCUCCACUGUUGCUACCAUUCCAGCCCCUGCCUCAAGCUACAUGUCCAAAAAAUGGACUCAGUGGGUCAGCGCUCCAUACUAUCUGAGCUGCAAAGAGGGAAUGGAGCCAUGACUGUCCUAACAAGGAGAAGUAGUAGGCAUUCCCUCCCAGCUGGGAACUGGGGGCCUGCACCCGAGGCCCAAGCCACAUGGUAACCAUAGGCUGGUGCCUGCAGUAGAAGUACCACUCGUGUCCAGGUCAAGAGCUCAGUCUCCCAGUCACCAAGAACCCUAAUAUACAGCCCCUCCCAAUACCUAAGUUUAAGAAACCAAGUUGUGAGUGUAAGGAGGUGCAAAGCAAAUUCCGGUAACUGAAUCCCUCUUUAAAAUGCAAGGAGGUUGAGCUGGGGGAAGCAGGUUGUAGUCAUGACUGAGAAGAUGCAUCCUCUCAGGCUUCUGGGCUGCAGCACCAGCAUCCCCUGUAGUGUGAAACUGGGUUGUUACAUCUUCAAAGGUACAUUUUUUUCCUGGGGAGGGAGUCUGUGGUUUUCAUCAGCUUCUCAAAGGAUCCAUGAUUCAGAAAAGAUUAAGAGUGCCCCAAAGAGAAGCGGUCAGAGAAGACCUCGGGCCCCCUAAUUUCUCCUAGUGGGUAACGCAGUCCCUCCUUGCCUUCUUUAGCUGGGAACCCGCAAAGCCCAGUGCUGCACAAGAGGCACUAGGGAAUGGGAAAACUGGGGGAGGGGAGGCAAAGAGACAGAAGCUGCGGUCCUCAGUCUGGGACGGCAGAUCCAGACUCUUUCACUGGCCCCCGCCCCCAGCCCUAAUUUCGUAGACCGUGGGCAGGUGGAAUCUGUUUUGGUCCACUAUUGGGCAAACCGCCAAGGCCAGAACGUGCGUCGGCAUUAGGAAGGCAGGAGAGGUGAAUGGCGAGGGGCGGGGCCUGCCCCUGUGCCCGCUCCCCCUCCAGCUCAGGAGUAGGUAGGGCUCCCCCUGGCGGCUCCGGCCCCCAUUCCACUCCGAGGGCGCCCCCACUCUCAAUCUUCUACCCCCACCUAGCACAGGUCGGUCUCCGCGGACCAGCAGACCCACAGACGCGGGAACCGGAGGACAGCCGCCGCGAGCGCCCGGGUGGCAGGAGGGGGUGGGGAGGCGACGGCUGCAGCUUGAGGAGCAGGAGCAGGUGCGGCGGCGACGAGCGGGCGGGGCAGGGACGGAGCGCCGGCUGGGGCGCGGCGCUUGCCUGCGUGCGGCCGGGAGCCUGGAAGCCAGAACCCAGAGUGAGCUGGGCCAGGGCCCUCUGGGAGCGAGGGUUAUCCGGUGAGCCGGGUGCGGUGGUGACUCCGGAGGGCGCAGGAUCCCAAGGAGACAAAAAGGACAGGAGCUGGAGGGGAAUCCGACAGCGGCCAGGGCGCUACGGGGGUGGGGUGGAAAAGAGGAGGCAUACUUGGAGGUGAGGCUGGGGGUGGCGGUGGUCAGAAUAUGAAACUGGAGCUUGGAAGGGAUCUGGGAGCAGAAAUGGUGAGGUGGGAGCAGCGGCGGGGGUUGUGUGAGGUCGGGUUCCUUGGUAAGAUCCUGAGGUAUUAAGUUCCGAGAGAAGGAAGACUGGGUGGGGAAAAGGGGAGCGAGGGGGAGGUAGAGGGGGCUCAACAGCGGAGGGGAGUUGAGCUGGGAAUUAUGGCCAGGUGAGGAGCAGGCCUGUCUGGAGGGCUCACUAGGCAAUUAGCAGACAGGCUGAGGUGUGAGGCUGGUAUAAAGUGAAGCAGGGGCCAGGUGGAGGGGAGGAUGACUCUGGUUGGGGAGGCAGCUCAGAAAUGAGGCCAGCACAAGUGAGGGUGGUCCCAGAGUGGAAAGGUGCCCAGGGAGGAAACGGCACAGUGAGACUCUAGGCUUGGUCAGGGGGUGCCUCCCAUGGGGGAAGCCUCUUCCUGGUGGUCUCUGGAGCUAUGCUGUCCCGCAAGGGCAUCAUCCCUGAGGAAUAUGUGCUGACGCGGCUAGCAGAGGACCCUGCGGAACCCAGGUACCGAGCUCGAGAGCGGAAGGCCCGCUUUGUGUCCAAGAACGGCAACUGCAACGUGGCCCACAAGAACAUCCGGGAGCAGGGCCGCUUCCUGCAGGACGUAUUCACCACUCUGGUGGACCUCAAGUGGCCGCACACACUGCUCAUCUUCACCAUGUCUUUCUUGUGCAGCUGGCUGCUCUUUGCCAUGGUCUGGUGGCUCAUUGCUUUUGCCCAUGGUGACCUCGCCCCUGGUGAGGGCACUGCUGUGCCCUGCAUCACCAGCAUCCACUCUUUUUCAUCUGCCUUCCUUUUCUCCAUUGAGGUCCAGGUGACCAUUGGUUUCGGUGGGCGCAUGGUGACUGAGGAGUGCCCGCUGGCCAUCCUGAUCCUCAUUGUGCAGAACAUUGUAGGGCUCAUGAUCAAUGCCAUCAUGCUGGGCUGCAUCUUCAUGAAGACGGCCCAGGCCCACCGGCGAGCGGAAACGCUCAUCUUCAGCAAGCAUGCCGUCAUCGCUGUGCGCCACGGCCGCCUCUGCUUCAUGCUGCGCGUGGGCGACCUCCGCAAGAGCAUGAUUAUCAGUGCCACCAUCCACAUGCAGGUGGUGCGCAAGACCACCAGCCCUGAGGGCGAAGUGGUGCCUCUCCACCAGGUGGACAUCCCCAUGGAAAACGGCGUGGGUGGCAACAGCAUCUUCCUGGUGGCUCCCCUCAUCAUCUACCACGUCAUUGAUGCCAACAGUCCGCUCUAUGACUUGGCUCCCAGCGACCUGCACCACCACCAGGACCUCGAGAUCAUCGUCAUCCUGGAAGGCGUGGUGGAAACCACAGGCAUCACCACCCAGGCCCGCACCUCCUACCUGGCUGAUGAGAUCCUGUGGGGCCAGCGCUUUGUACCCAUCGUGGCCGAGGAGGAUGGCCGAUACUCCGUGGAUUACUCUAAGUUUGGCAACACCAUCAAAGUGCCCACCCCACUCUGCACAGCCCGCCAGCUAGAUGAGGACCAUAGCCUGCUGGACGCCCUGACCCUUGCGUCGGCCCGUGGCCCCCUGCGCAAGCGCAGCAUGGCUGUGGCCAAGGCCAAGCCCAAGUUUAGCAUCUCUCCAGAUUCCCUGUCCUGAGCCAUUGGCCCCUGGGCCCCCACACCACCACACAGGCAGCGUGGAAUGCAUGCAGAGUGGAUGUGGUGUGGGCCCGUCAGCCAGGCCAGGACCUGGUGUGAGGCUGGCCCCUCCUCAGCUCAGCCUCCCUGCCUGCUGCGCACCCAGGGUAUUGCAAGACACUUGUCACUACGCUAUUUCUGGCCUCAGCAGGAGCCUGUACUGGGUUAUUUUUGUCUCAGCUCCUCCCAACCCCAGCUCAGGACUGGAUGUCCCCCUCCCCCUGCCCUAGGCUGGGGAAGCCAUGGGAAGUGUUGAGCCAUAAAGCAGAGUCUCUGGCCAGUCCUGGGCCCCCAUGAUUGAUUGGGCAGUUGGCUGAGGAAGAACAGUCCCUAGUUUGGGGGGUUGCUGCUCUGUUUCUGUGGCCCCAAGAGAUGCCUGUGGUCAGGCCUCAGCCUCCCAGGGUCUCUGAAAAAGUAAUGGGCUAAUGGGUGGGCCCUGCUAGCUAGGGAGGGCAGUGAAUGACCAGGUGCAUUCCAAGUGGAAGACUGGAGGGGUGGAGCCUUCACAGACAGAGCAGGCGGAGGCUGACAGGGCUUCCCUCUCCAGGGUAGGCUCAGUCAGCAAGGAUGUGGCACGAACCUUAGCAGGCACAGGGAAGAGGAAAUGGGCCCCAUGCCCAACACCGAUGCUUCUACAGGGAGGGCUCCAUGGGCUGGGCUGCCUGCUCCCACUCUGUCCCCCACCCUAGGAGGCUGCAGUGGGAUGGAACAGAUGCUGGUAUGCCAUGCAGAAAGAGGCUGACCAAGCUGGUCCUGGUUUCCCACCAGUGGCUGCCACUCACUUGGUCCAGCGGGUGGCUGUGGAGGGUCUCUGGGUUGUUAGAAAAGGAAAUGUUGGAAUGCUCAGGGUGGUGGCAGUGAGUGAGGUCCCUGAGGCAAAGAAGUCCUUGGUCCUGAAGGGCUUGACCCCAUUCUGGACUGUUGGAUCAGUGCUGUGUGUCCUUGCCCUGAAUCCUGCCUUCUCCUUUGUCAAUAAAGCCUCCCCCUUCAUGA